GACGUAGAUAAAUAUAUUAAUGGAAAGCUACGACUCAUCAUAAGCAUUAGUUAUUUUUUUGUGUGUUAAGCAAGAUCGUCAUGGAGUUUGAUUUCAUUUUAGAAUAGCAUGAUCAAAUGCUAAAUAUUUCUGAGAGAGGUGGGUGACUUGAUAGACACGCCAGAUCAUCAUGAACGGUAGAAAAUUGUGUUUCUGUAAACCUUAUUGUGAGGUUUAAAAAGUCUUACAGAUCAAAAAUCUCCCGAAUUAAAAAGAUGCUUGGUAUGGAGGAAAGAUCAUCCUUUAUGCUGAAAUGGAUAGCUUUUAGUGUUUGAAAUCUGUUUGUUCACUAGUUGCAUUUCGCUGGCGCCUAAUUAUAGAGAAUAAACUGAAUUAGUACCUGAACACAUACGCCGAAGGUUACCAAAAAGCAUUUGUGUCGUUCUUGAUUCAUCUAGGUAAGAGCGAAAUGGCUAUGUUCAAGGCAAGAUCAAAUGCAAUAUUUCAGACUCUCUUAGCAUUAGUCUUUGUUUCUUUACUAAAAUUAGAAUACAUUUUUGAUCCAUAAAUUAUUAUUUGUAGAAUCCACAAGCACUGAUUCGUAUCGUCAUUUAUCUUUUAAUAUUUUAUAUUUUCAAUUCCUAAAGUUCACUUCCUAGUUAUGAAAUAAUGCUAUAAUAAAAUCAUACAUGUGUUUCUAUAUCCGUAUCUUUUUCCCAAUUCAUCUUGAUUGUUUUCUGAAACACAUUUGUGAGAAGUGAUGUCUUACCGGAAAAAAACUGUAUCUGCAAAGGAACUUAAUCCAUUACAGAAAUUAUACAAGUUGAACAAUGCAAAUGCCGAUGGUGUGCCUUUUCAAACACAUAAUGCAUUGGCUCUUUUAAAGCAAAUGAAGCAAUACCAGAGAACAAUUUUUGAUCAAUUCAACAAGCAGACAACUGUGCAAGGAUUUUAUCCAUUUCACGCUGUUGGUAAUGCCAUAAGUGAAAAUGCCACACUUUAUACCUUGCCCCUCCCACAAUACUUUAUCGACCCCGAUACUUCACCCAACGAUUUUGAACCUCGUAAAUUUUACCAUAGUAGCUCUAUUACUAAUUUAGGUAAAAAAGGCAAAUCUGUUGUCCACUUACCGCGUUGUGGCCUUACUGGAUUAUUUUUUAACAGAGAGGAGGUGAUUGAUAAUUUGCAAGCCGCAGCAUCUGACUUGAGCUUCAGCUCACCUUUUUGGAUUCGUAGAGAUCAUCCAGGACUCCGUUCUGGAUUUUUAUCUGUGAAAGACGGUAGCGAUGCGAUUUGCAUUAGUUUAACCUCAGAGAUUACCACUGUGGAAAAUGUGAAGCCGUUUGGAGUAAACUUGUUGCAUUCAAGCCUUCGGAACGACACUGAGUUUUCGAAGCCCUCCAUUUCCAUUCCAGAAGGGAUGAAUGCUAUAACAGGCUUUGUAUCCACAAAUCCUUAUCUACAGUCGUUGCCUCGGCGAGGCCUUUGGUUAUCACGUGAACAGCUCUUGCAACACGGGAUCAUACUUAAGUCAGCAAAGGAUGCUAUUUCUGAUGACAAGGCUUUCACGCUCGUUGAAAUUGAGCAAUGGGAAUUGUAUAAUGCGGAUCAGCUCACAGUACCUGGAAGGUUGGGGCUAAGACAAUCCGUCCCUCAUGAUGAAACUGUGAGAAGUCUAUUCCAGAAGUUUUAAGGGCAUUUCCCUUCCCCUCUUUCCCCAUUAUUAUCUGCAUUCUGACUAUUAGCUGAGUUGUGGGGCCAAAACAUAUUGCGGACUUUUCACCAUCAAUGCUUUACAAAGAUAGAGUUGUGUAAAUCAGAAUAUAUCUAUAUAUAUUAUAAUCACAAAUUUAAUUUCUAACUGUAGAUUGCUUUAGUCUUCCCGUUUCUUGAUAAGCU
Molecule: messenger RNA, 1878 nt
Organism: Phytomonas sp. Hart1
Lineage: Eukaryota; Euglenozoa; Kinetoplastea; Trypanosomatida; Trypanosomatidae
Source: the annotation of a GenBank genome assembly